CUCACUCUCCGCUCAGAGCUGACCACCAGAAUGACCUCCUACUCCAGCCGCAGCAGCUUCUCCCCCAUCAAGAGCUCCAUCGUGAUGGGCCCCUCCAUGUCCUCCUCCCGCUGGGGGAGCAGCACCGGAUCCGGCAGUGUGUAUGGAGGAGCUGGAGGGUCAGGAGUCCGUGUCUCCAAGGCCUCCUUCAACUUCUCCUCCAGCUCUGCAGCUGGCGGAAGACUCGACCUGAGCGACGCUAUCGACGUUGCUGUCAGCGAGAAGGAGACCAUGCAGAACCUCAACGACCGCCUGGCCACCUACCUGGAGAAGGUGCGAAGCCUGGAGAAGGCCAACGGAGACCUGGAGCUGAAGAUCCGACAGUAUCUGGAGAGCAGAACGGGACCUGAGGUCCACGACUACCGCAGCUUCAACGUCAGAGUGAAAGACCUGCAGGGAAAGAUUCACAUGGCUGCUCGUGGAAACGCCGCCCUUAUCCUCGCCAUUGACAACGCCAAGCUCGCCACUGAUGACUUCAAGAUCAAGUUCGAGAACGAGCUGGCCAUGCGUCAGUCCGUGGAGGCCGACAUCGGUGGGCUGAAGAGGGUCCGCGACGAGUUGACCCUGAGCCGUGCCGACCUGGAGCAUCAGGUGGAGGGUCUGAAGGAAGAACUGAUCAUGCUGAAGAGGAACCAUGAGGAGGAUCUGCUGGUUCUGCGGGCUCAGGUGGGCUGUCAAGUAAACGUGGAGGUGGACGCUGCGCCUCAGGAGGACCUGGCCGCCGUCAUGUCCGGAAUCAGAACACACUACGAAAACGUCGCCGUCAAGAACCGCAAAGACCUGGAGUCCUGGUUCCAGGCCAAGACGGCAGAGCUGAACAAAGUAGUGGCUGGGAGCACCGAUACACUGCAGACGUCAAAGAGUGAGGUCGGAGAUAUCAGAAGAACAGUUCAGACUCUGGAGAUCAAACUGCAGGCUCACAUCAGCAAGAAAAGAGCUCUGGAGGUGACUCUGGAGGAGACCAAGAGCCGCUACGCUAACAUGCUAAUGGGGUAUCAGAGGCAGGUGGUGGCCCUGGAGGAGCAGCUGACCCAGCUGAGGACCGACCUGGAGAACCAGAGGGUCCUGUACGUCGACCUGCUGGACAUCAAGACCAGACUGGAGUUGGAGAUCGCCGAGUACAGGAGGCUGCUGGAAGGCGAGACUGAGAGCAGCACCACCACCGUCACCAAGACCACCCGAGUCGUAACCAUCGUGCAGGAAGUGGAUUCCUCUGGAAACGUUGUGAGCUCCAACUCCAGCGCACAGGAGAAAUCAAUCGUCACAGAACAAUCAGCUUAAUAGUAAAGAUGUUCCAAAACCAUUUCCCCCUCUGAUACGAAUGUUGACGAGUAUAAUCGCAUUAUCGAAAGUCCCUCUGAUAUCAGCGGUAUUAAAAAUACAAGUCAUACCUCAAGUUAAGAGGCUGAUGUCAGAUCA
Molecule: messenger RNA, 1458 nt
Organism: Labrus mixtus (cuckoo wrasse)
Lineage: Eukaryota; Metazoa; Chordata; Actinopteri; Labriformes; Labridae
Product: keratin, type I cytoskeletal 50 kDa-like
Exons: 7
Coding region: 31-1320 (429 amino acids)
Molecular function (GO): structural molecule activity
Source: RefSeq, a predicted model, not a curated record